Corvus hawaiiensis (hawaiian crow) is the source of this 1260-nucleotide messenger RNA. It is a transcript of the gene MTRES1, whose product is annotated as mitochondrial transcription rescue factor 1. Bases 306 to 983 code for a protein of 225 amino acids. The transcript is spliced from 4 exons. The record is from RefSeq and is a predicted model, not a curated record. Lineage: Eukaryota; Metazoa; Chordata; Aves; Passeriformes; Corvidae.
GCACCCAGCUAGUAGGCACUGUAAAUCAGUUUCUGAGAGCGUUGAAAGACAUCUGGGGUGUUUGGGGGUAUUUCCACCUACUUGUCCCAGGUUGGAGAGAGGAGCAGCAGCAGCGGGGAGCUGGCACAUGAGCCUGCUGUUGCCGGGUCACUCCUGGUGUCACUCCUGUUGCGGUACAUAGAGCCCUCUUACUUCUGCCGAGCAGUACCACGGUGCCAGUUCCCGUUUGGAGAAACGGGGGGAAGUUGCGCAGCGUUUUGCCACGCAGGAGUGUUGUGGUCCAGGCAGAAACUGAAGGGUAUGCUAUGACUGGCUUCAGACUCCCCAUCACCACUUUCAGAAAACUAAAUGUCUGGUUCGGACUGUGGGAGAAAUUUCCCUCAAAUGAACUGUAUCCCGCUUGGAGGAGAACCAUAGUCUGUAGCUGUCAAGCAAGCACAGUAAACUACAGAAGAUGUUUCAGUUUUUCCCCAGUCAAGCUCAGUGCGCUAAGACUCUCUCCAGAGUAUAUAUCAGUACUUUCUCUGCGGAACAAAAGCAGCAAAAGCUCUAAAAGGAGCAGACAAAGUGUACAAGAAGAGGAGAAGGAAGAAGAGGAUGAAGAUGAAAGUAAUUUGGAAGAUGAAUUUGAAAAUGACCCCAAUGCAGUAAAAGAUUACAAGGAUCUUGAAAAAGUAGUGCAGUCUCUUCGAUAUGAUGUGAUCUUGAAAGCUGGUUUAGACAUGGCAAGAAAUAAAGUAGAAGAUGCAUUCUACAAUCAUGAACUCAGGCUGAAUGGAGAAAAACUAUGGAAGAAAAGUAGAACUGUGAAACUUGGUGACACACUGGAUCUCAUAAUAGGUGAAGAUAAAGAAACAGGAACUGCUGUAGUUAUGCGGGUAGUCUUAAAAAAAUUAUCUGACAAAACUGAAAGUGAAAAAUACAAAGUCAUUUUGAGACGUUGGAAAAACUUAAAAGUGCCCAAACAGGAUGUACUUAAAUAACAAGGGGUUAUGCAUGUGGCAGCAUAAGAUUUUUGCAGAAAAACAUAUUUUUUGUUAAAUAUGAAUUUUGGUUAAACAAAAUUACAGUACCCUUUUUUAAGGGCUUGUGUCAGAAUGUUAUCUCCCUCUGCUGCGUACAUCAAUAAUCAUGCAAUAAAGCCUGUCACUUCUUGCUGUUAGCUUUGUUUUGUGGUACUGUAGGUUAAAAGAUCCAACACUUAUAUUUCCAGGAAGUUUCUUAUAAAUAAUGAACCAAUAAAGACUAAUUUGAUCACUA